AUUUUCGUAAACGUUUAAAGACAUUUGAAUUAGGCUUCUCACUUUAAUACAGGCUUGAUAAAAGUAGUAAUCAUCUUGAGCCUUAAGGCUUAAGAUGAUUACUACUAAUGUUGCGAACCGUAAUCUUAUCCGUCACUAGUGAAUGCUGUGAUAAUUAUUCUUAAAAAUCAUUAAUUAAUGUAUUUUGUAAGCUCGAUUUUGUUUUUUUUUUCUCCUAAAGAAACAUUGAAAAUUGAUAUUGGAUUGAACUGUGUUAUAAAAUGAAGCAUUCAAUACCUAUCACGUUAUUUUUAUUUUGCUGCUUCAAUUUGGACGCAUAUUAUUGUAUGAAAUCAGAAAAUAGACGCACUCAUCGAACUCGAAAGUAUGAAAAAUAUACUGCUCCUUUAAACCGAAAUCAAAUUAAAUUCAAGAAGAAAGAGCCGAAAGAGGUAGUGAAAUCAGGCAUCGAAGAAUCUUUUGAAACGGUAAAAGGCAAAGACACCGAACUUCCGUACAAAGUGUUAGACCCUUGUAGUUCUCGACUGACCUCAUUAAUGACCGCAGCAAAAAGCCGCAAGCAACGUUAUAAAAAGAAUACAAUCAUGUUGGAAGGAAGACGUUUAAUCAGCGAUGCUCUGCAAGCAGGUGUUAAACCACUGAUGAUUCUUUUCACUCGUAAACAGUUAAUUGAAGAUCUUCCAAUUUUGGAUGAGUAUGUUACUCCUGAAAAAACUGUGUUGCAUAAAAUACCUUACGAAUAUCUGCAAAAUUGGUCGAAUCUUACCACAUCUCCCGGUUUAACUGGUUUAUUUGAGAUGCCAAAAUUAGAAAACAGACCCUUGGAUUUUCCUACGUUACCGAUUACUUUUAUUUGCGAUAAUGUUCGAGAACCUGGAAAUCUAGGAUCUAUAUUAAGAAUAGCUGCUGCAAUACCAGUUCAAAAAGUUGUACUUCUUAAAGGAUGUGUCGAUCUUUGGGAUCCUAAAGUCACCAGAACUAGCUGCGGCUCGUUGUUCAAUUUACGUAUCGAAAAUAACGCAAUGUGGGAAGAUGUUAGAGAUAAUUGUCAAGGAAAAGUAAUAGUCGCUGAUCAUCUGGCAUCCGAUGAAUAUGAUCCGGUCACUAUGAGAGCUGAAGAUUACGUUGAUUCCGUUGACAUGGAAUCUGAAGUACCUGAAGAAAUACAGGAAGACGAAGAAGAAGAAGAAAUAUUAGAUAAAAACAAACUGCGAAAAGUUUUAAAUAUUCCAGUACAUCCGUAUUAUGGUAUAGAGUACAAAAAUCACGAGUCGUACGUUAUCGUCAUCGGAGGUGAAACCGAAGGGCUCAGUGAAGAAACUUUCUUAUUCGCUAAGGAAAACAACGGUGUACGAGUCAACAUACCAUUAUCUAAUUGCGUUAAUAGCUUAAACGCUGCGACCGCGUUAGGAAUAAUUACAUUUGAAAUUAAAAAACAGCUACAAAAUUAAUACUAUUUGUAUAUUUUUUAUCGAAUUUUCAAUUUAGCUCAAAAUCAGCUUUUUUUCUUUAUUCAUCUAAAAAAGAUCUAAAUGAAUAGGUAUUAUAAGUCUUUUAACGAAUACUGGAAAAAAAAGUGAAAAUGUUGCUGUAUUUUUGAGUAAUGUACCAACUGAAGUUUGUAAUCGAAGUUUAGUGGUGAUAACUUGAUGUUUUAUACGAUUGAAAUUUUUUCAUUGUGAAAAAUUUUGUUAAUGUAAUUCUUUUUUUAUUAAAAAAAAUGAAAUAUCAA
Messenger RNA from Planococcus citri (citrus mealybug), 1732 nucleotides. RefSeq names its product rRNA methyltransferase 3A, mitochondrial. The record is from RefSeq and is a predicted model, not a curated record. Gene Ontology annotation, biological process: RNA processing. NCBI's taxonomy places the organism in Eukaryota, Metazoa, Arthropoda, Insecta, Hemiptera, Pseudococcidae. Bases 261 to 1451 code for a protein of 396 amino acids. Gene Ontology annotation, molecular function: RNA methyltransferase activity; RNA binding. The transcript has 5 exons.